AUGGUUAGAAAAAAGGACAAGUUUUGGGAACAUGUACAACAACUUGGGCCGAGCCAUUUUAAAUGCAAUUAUUGUGAACUUGACUACUCUGGUAGUGUUACUCGAGUGAAAGCUCAUUUGGCUUGCUUGACUGGCCAUGAUGUUCAAAUUUGUACAAAAGUCCCUGAUCAUGUUCAAGCUGAAGCCAGUGUAGAAAUGAAUUUGAGUGCAUCUAAAAAGAAAAGGACGAAUGAGACCCUAGAAAGUGGAAUUGGCUCCACAAGUUCUCUUGGUAGGAGCAUUCAUCAAACCACAAUGACAGAAUCUUUUAUUCAAAUGAUGAAAGGUGCUUGUGCCUAUGGUCAGGGUUUUGUUAUUCCUAGUUACUCUACUCUUCGUACCCGUUUGAUUCCUGAAGCUAAGGUAGAGAUCAUGGAAUAUGUGAGCAACAUAAAGUCAACAUGGGGUGGCACAGGUUGCACAAUAAUGUCUGAUUCUUGGACUGACCUAAAGAAGAGGUCUUGGGUCAAUGUGAUAGCUCAUUCUCCUGGUGGGGCUGUAUUCCUGAAGUGUAUUGAUUGUGGUUCAAAUAGUAUUACUGCUGGAUAUCUUUUUAGAGAAAUAUCUAAUGUUAUUGAAAUGCUUGGAUCACAACAUGUUGUGCAAUUUAUUUCAGAUAAUGGUGCUAACUAUAAUUGUUGUGGUGAUAUGUUGAUUGGAAAAUGGUCUCACAUGUAUCGGACAAAUUGUGCUGCACAUGGGAUUAAUUUGCUUUUAAAGGAUAUCCAUAAGCAUGUUAGAUGGGCAAAGGAGGUUAUUGCUUUUAUGGAUCCUCUCAUUAGGAUUCUUCGCCUUGUUGAUUCAGAUGGUUCCACUGCAUGUUACUUGUAUGAAGCAACUGUUAGGGCAAAAGAAAAAUUGAGAAAGUUAAAGGAGAGUGAUGGACUUUAA
Molecule: messenger RNA, 930 nt
Organism: Macadamia integrifolia
Lineage: Eukaryota; Viridiplantae; Streptophyta; Magnoliopsida; Proteales; Proteaceae
Exons: 4
Coding region: 1-930 (309 amino acids)
Molecular function (GO): DNA binding
Source: RefSeq, a predicted model, not a curated record